Messenger RNA from Danaus plexippus (monarch butterfly), 3162 nucleotides. RefSeq names its product ATP-dependent RNA helicase DDX3X (gene bel). Gene Ontology annotation, biological process: gamete generation; cell differentiation. The transcript has 13 exons. Bases 179 to 2332 code for a protein of 717 amino acids. The record is from RefSeq and is a predicted model, not a curated record. Gene Ontology annotation, cellular component: nucleus; P granule. NCBI's taxonomy places the organism in Eukaryota, Metazoa, Arthropoda, Insecta, Lepidoptera, Nymphalidae. Gene Ontology annotation, molecular function: RNA binding; RNA helicase activity; ATP binding.
CAAAAGUCAGUGUCUAUGAAGAACAAAAACUGCGAAUGAAAAGUGAUUUCGGGGAGAAAAAUUGAAGCCUUUUUAUGUGAUUUUGUGAAUUUGUGUUAGUGCAAAAUUCAUUGUAGACUGUGUUUGUAUAAUAUUUUUGGAGCAACGUUCCCAAAAAAACGUACCGCUUGGUAGUAAUAUGAGUAAUGUUACCAACCAAAAUGGAACAGGUCUAGAGCAGCAGCUUGCUGGUCUGGACUUGCAGCCUCAGGCUCCUAAGAGUACUGGCCGCUACAUCCCUCCACAUCUGCGUAGGCAGUUGGAGGCCAAAGGUGAGGAUUCUAAGCGCUCGAGCUUAGAGUCUCGACCGAGCGACACAAGGGACAGUCGUUCAUCAUUCGGUGGCAACCCUAGAGGCGGCUACGACCGUGGUGGUCGGCGCGACGACCGCGACCGUGACCGCGACCGUGACAACGAUCGCGGCUACGACUCGCGAUACCCGCGCAGGGACCGCGGUCGUGACUCGGGCUACCAAAAUGGUGAUUCAGAGCGAUGGACGGAGGGCGAGCGCUGGGGGGGCAGCGGGUCGGGGGGCACCACCGGCGCCAGGAGCACACUCCCAUCGAGAGACGUGCGACGCGACGAGGACUUCAACGAGCCACCGCCGCCAAGGAACGAUCGCUGGAAGGAACCAGAGCCGAGGGAGGACCGCCAGCACUCGCGCUGGCCCUCCGAUGACGUGCGGCGCACAUCCAAUCGCAGAGACGAGAACGAUUGGACAAUCCCGUUACCUCGCGACGAGCGGCAGGAGUUGGAGCUGUUUGGCACUGGCAACACAGGCAUUAACUUCUCCAAAUACGAGGAUAUACCGGUCGAAGCUAGCGGGGACUCCGUACCGGAAUUCAUUACGAGUUUCGAGGAUGUUAACCUGACGGAGAUAAUGCGCACGAACAUUGCAUUCGCACGUUACGACAAGCCGACUCCGGUACAGAAGUACGCUAUCCCCAUAGUACUAGGGCGGCGGGACGUUAUGGCGUGCGCUCAGACUGGCUCGGGAAAGACGGCGGCCUUCCUCGUGCCCAUACUUAACCAGAUGUAUGAAGCGGGGCCCGUCAAGAACGCUGGUCCCUAUAUCAAACGUAAACAGUAUCCGCUCGGUCUAGUGCUGGCACCCACGCGCGAGCUCGCCACACAGAUCUAUGAUGAAGCCAGGAAGUUCGCUUAUCGCUCUCGUGUGCGGCCAUGUGUUGUAUACGGCGGCUCUUCAAUCUUGGACCAGUUCCGCGAGUUGGAGCGCGGCUGUCACCUACUAGUGGCGACGCCCGGUCGUCUCGUGGACAUGCUGACUCGCGGGCGGGUCGCUUUGGACCACUGCCGCCACCUCGUGCUAGACGAGGCCGACCGCAUGUUGGACAUGGGUUUCGAACCCCAAAUCCGUAAGAUCGUCGAGGGCCACAACAUGCCCAAGACCGGCGAGAGGCAGACGCUCAUGUUCUCAGCUACCUUCCCCAAGCAGAUACAGGUCCUCGCUCAGGACUUUCUCCAUAACUACGUUUUCCUUGCCGUCGGCCGUGUCGGAUCUACUUCGGAGAAUAUCACCCAAAAGGUGGUGUGGGUUGAAGAGCAAGACAAGCGUUCCUUCCUGCUGGACUUACUAAAUGCUUCCAACCUACUACAACGUAAUAACGAAGAAGAUCAGCUCACCCUCGUCUUCGUUGAAACUAAGAAAGGAGCCGAUCAAUUGGAGGACUUUUUGUACGCGGACGGUUACCCGGUGACGUCUAUCCACGGCGAUCGUACUCAACGCGAGCGUGAAGACGCGCUGCGCCGGUUCCGUACGGGACAGACACCGAUACUGGUCGCUACCGCCGUCGCCGCUAGAGGCUUGGACAUACCUCACGUGCGUCACGUAAUAAACUUCGAUCUGCCGUCUGAUGUCGAGGAGUACGUGCAUCGUAUCGGUCGUACCGGUCGUAUGGGGAACCUUGGAGUGGCCACUUCGUUCUUCAACGACUCCAACCGCGGCCUGGCGCGCGAUCUGGUUGAACUGCUAGUGGAGGCUAAGCAAGAUGUGCCCAACUGGUUAACAAGUGCAGCGGUGGAUGGUCGUGCUGGCGGUGGUGGUCGUCGUGCUGGCAGCCGGUCUGGCGGCGGGCGGUUCGGUGGUAGCGGGUUCGGUGCCCGCGAUUUCCGUACCCAAUCGCGGCAGGCACCACGCUCGGCCGGACCAUCUACCAUCGGCUCAGGCGGUUUCGGUUACGGCGGCGGCGCGUACGGCGGCAACUACGGCGGCUCAUACGGCGGAGGCGGCGGCGGAAACAGCAGCGGCCCUGAUUGGUGGGGCGACUCUUAGACGCACAGCCCUCGAGCCUCGCACAGCCUCGCACCGCCCGUACCAUCCCCACGGUACCACGAGUCCAAAUUAUACUCACCAUUGUCACAAUCCCCAUCGACGCUCUAAAUUAUCCACGUGAUACUUUAGUCACACCGGCUCCGACGUACCGUCCUCCCCUCUGUGCCACAUCUGUGUCUCCGCGCUCAGUGCAACGUUUUUAGUGUAUAUUUUUUGAAUGUAACUACGGAUUAAAUUGUUCCGUGAUAAUAAAUAGUCAGUGCGGUGCGACGUGUGUGUGUCAGACGCGGCGAGCUCUGAAUCUCAGGUGCGUUGCUCGUCAAACGUCCGAUCCUUCAAAUCGUCUACAUUAAGAUUCACCAAAGGGGUUUCGCCGCUGGUUGCCAGCGGAGGUCGCCGCCGCCGAUGGGCUCGCGGUCGGCGUACAUUAUAUAUAUGAUUUCCUCGUCCCUCACACGCGGGCUCCCUCGGCCGCGGCCUGCACGCGUCUGUCGACUCAGUAAAUAUAAUGUGUAGUUGAUUAAUAUAGAAAUAAAUAUUUUUGAUGUUUGAUCUGUAUCGUGAACUUGUUCGAAUGAUGUAACUAUGUAAUUAAAUUUUUUUUCUAUUUUUCUGACUGUGUCAUUGCUGAUUCACCACGAGUUCUGAAGCAUUUACGCACUCUCGAGUUGUUGUAGCUAUAUAAAGCAGUAGUGAUCAAUUUUACCGAUACAGUAUCAUAGUGAUCGUACUAAAUUUUGUCCGUAGAAAUCCCAUUAUUGUAACAUCAGUCACCAUCAUGGUCUAUAAUUUAAAUGUGAAUUUACCAAUAAAGAAAAUAAGAAACAGGA